Brienomyrus brachyistius is the source of this 3432-nucleotide messenger RNA. Its product is annotated as PWWP domain-containing protein 2A-like. Gene Ontology annotation, cellular component: nucleus. The record is from RefSeq and is a predicted model, not a curated record. Bases 84 to 2015 code for a protein of 643 amino acids. Lineage: Eukaryota; Metazoa; Chordata; Actinopteri; Osteoglossiformes; Mormyridae. Gene Ontology annotation, molecular function: chromatin binding; histone binding. The transcript has 3 exons.
UGUCCGUGGCAUGUGGGGGGCGGACCUAUGUCUUAUCAGCAAGAGGAGGCUAAGCUGCGCUAGUGUUGCAAACCGUAAAGAAAAUGGCGGCCGUGGCUGCGGAGCCAAGAGCUGCUGGGGCACCAUCAGCAGUGGGGGACGGAUCGGAGCUCGAACCGGAGCCAGCUGCUCAGAGCAUCGAGGCCGAAGCCGGUCGGGCGGAAGAGCGCACGUCAGUGACGGGCGCCGCGGCCCUGGUCGAGGAUGGGGAUGCAGCUUGGGAAUGCCCGGCUGGUAGUGAGAAGCGGGACAGGCCGGACUCGGAAGCCGCGGGAAAAGCCCGCACGACUUUACCGGGGCACGUCGGAACCGGGUACCCCGGGGAAAGUGAGUCCGAGGCGGCCCCGACAUGUCACGGCUUGACGGAGCCCGGACGCGACGGCGGAAACUUGACUGCGGAGUUUUUGCCAAGUGCGAAGGCUCCCGGCGAGGUGAGCCCGGGCGAGCCCCGCAGCUGCUUCCAGCCCGCUUUCCGAGCCGGCGCCGAACCGCCCGCCGUCUCCCUGCACUCUCAUCCCGCCCAUCCCCCGGUGAUGGAGACCGGACCUGCGGAAACUGUGACCGUCGGCUCCGUGCUGCCCGAACCCGACGCCACAGAACCGGGCGCGAUUGAGCGCGAAGGAGCCACGACUGGACUUUGGCUCGAAACCGGACCGGGGUCGCGACUCCUCCAGGAUGCGGCGCCGAAGUGUCCUCACCCCUCGGACCGAAGCGAGUCCCAGUCGGUCGUGGAGCAAACUGACAACCUCGAGUCCACCGAGGCCGAGAAAGACAUUAUAGCGGAGGACAUGGAAAGAUGUCCCGCGUACCCCUGCGACGCUCUCGCCGGGCGGGACUGCGCUGCGUCCGGACUGGCGGACGCUCACCUGCAGUCCCGGACGCCGGACGAACCGGCCGAGUGCGACGUGAAGCCCGCGGUUCCGUGCGCGGCGUCCAUAACGCAGCUGAUCCCGGGCUCCGAGGUGCGGGUCUCGCUGGACCACAUCAUCGACGACGCCCUGGUGGUGUCCUUCCAGCUGGGGGAGAAGCUUUUCUCCGGGGUCCUCAUGGACCUUUCGAAGAGAUUUGGACCUUAUGGAAUCCCAGUCACGGUAUUUCCCAAGCGGGAGCACAGGGAUAAAUCAGAAUCUAUGCAGCUACGGAACGAGUCAUUCCAGCCAGAGACGGAGAAGAGUGAAGAUCAGGAUUUCCCCGCCUCACCGAAGGAGCCUGACCAAAGCCCCGCCCUGUCGGAUCCCACCCCGAGCCUAUGGACCUCAAAGCCUCCCCCCUUGUUCCAGGAAGGGGUCCCCUAUCCCCCGCCUUUGUUUAUCAGGGACACGUACAACCAGUCGAUACCUCAGCCCCCACCCCGCAAGAUCAAGCGGCCAAAACGGCGACUCUACCGUGAGGAGCCCACGUCCAUCAUGAACGCCAUAAAGCUGCGGCCGCGGCAGGUCCUGUGCGACAAGUGCAAGGGGGCUGUGGUGGGGGACAAGCGAGAGCUUAGGAGGGGUCCCGGGGCUGACUACCGGGGGGAGGAUGCGAAGCGGCGGAAGAACGAGGGGCCCCUUAGCAAGCGGCCCCGCUCCGAGGACAGAGGACGGGGCGCCGACGGGUCCAAACGGCAUGCACCCGCAGUCGGACAGGCCAAGACCGGCAAGGUGGUGAAGACGACGACGACUACGGCGGCGGCCAACAACUCCCGGGUGCAGCUGAGUGCCAAGAAGGUGCUGCAGAGCAAGAACGUGGACCACUCGAAGGCCCGGGAAGUGCUCAAGAUGGCCAAGGCGCAGCGGCAGCAGCGGGACACGGUGGGCGGCGAUGCUGAGGCCAAGACCACACGUGCCUCCUCGCUGCGGGACGCCCACCAGAAGGUCCACUUCACGCGCCGGGGUGUCGGCGGAGGCGGUGGGGGCGGCCCCAGGCGCACCAACCCCCUACCCCCACGCAUCCGCAUCAAGCCCCAGAGCACUGCAACACUGAAGGGCUGCUGAUCGCAUCCGGAAAUCCAAAUACUGCCAUUCUGUCAAGAGCCGUCCUGGAAGGGCACAGGAUAAAAAAAAAACAGGAUCCGUAUUUUUUAUUUAAGAUGAAGAACUAUAUCUAUAUAUAUAUUUAUAAUGAAUCAACGCUGACUCGCUCCGUCUCCGUCCUCGUCCACCAUGCUGAAAACCAUUUUAUCGUACAGGUUUUGCGUAUGAAUCAGCGAUAAGUGUGGGGGUCGAGAAACCGCCACAGGACCCUCUCCCCCCUCCGCAAUACUGAGAAGCACAGCGGAGCGCCCCCAGCUGGUGGUUAAAGGACAUGGUAUUAUGCCAGAGUUUUUAAUUGUAUGUUCUUUUUUUUUCCUGUGAUCUUGAAAUACAAAAAUAUAUAAAAAAAAAAUGUAUAAAGACACAAAAAAUUAAUGCAAUUAAUAUUGCAUGUGCUAUGCUAUAAGGAUUCGGUUCCCGGGGUCGUGGAGUCGUCUCGAUGGACCCUUGUCUCCAUCCUGACGUCCUCGAUGUCCUUAGCAGUGCAGAGAGAUUCUCGGAGCUCCACACAGCCUUAUUAGGACUCUGCUUUAAGCUCUUCUUGGUGUCAGGGCUGUUUCUUCUCCCUCCACUAGGGGCUUUGACUGUUGCCGUACUAAAGUGUUUUGUACCCGGUUAGCUUUGAUCUGUGCGUGCACGCGCGCACACACACAGACACACACACACACAUGCACAAACGUGUGUAUUUAAGCACACGUGUACAGGCUAGCUCACCCACUGCUUCCCUGUCGCCUCCCUCGAACCCGAGUCUCCAGUGGAAGAACUCCUCGAUGAAUGCUGGAAACUAGUACAGAACCAGUAAAGGCCCAGUGCCAGCUGGAACAGGAACAGGUACGGAGCCACGGGAACAUGAACAUCUUCAGUGUAGAUGCUUCUCAUUACAAUCCGUCUCUCGCUUUAGCUUUUAUUUGUGUAUCUGUACACCUUUAUGAAACACAGUAAACAUGAAUUCUGCCUUCGUAUUUGAAUGUGAAUGACUUUUAUUAUGAAAGAUGCUGCGCUUUUUGGUAGGCUCUUGUUUUUCAUAGGAGAGUUCGUCCCGCGAAUGUCCCGAAAUCCCCCAAAGUCUGAGAACUUUUAAGGUAGAUCUCAGGGUGCAGGCACAGGAGGUUACGGUCUGGAGAAACAACGUGUACGUUUUUUUUUUUUGUUUGUUUUUUUUCCUUUUCAAAAUAAGAGUCUAAAACGUUAAAUUAAGAUAUUUGUAUGUUAUAAGUAUUGCUGUUCCAAAAUAGAAAAAAAUGUAUUUGUCCAUUGGCAUAACUGCCCACGUGAAAAUGCUCAGGCAAGAACCAAAAAAAAGUCGUACGGAAAUAUGGCAACUUGACUUAGGUAUGCUUCUUCUGUGUUUACUGUAUUAUUAAAGAUUUUAUAUUCA